CUGAAAAUAAUUAGCGUUAGCUCGGACGGCGGUUUGGGAUUUAGCUAAGGCUUUAUUCGUAUUAAAGAAAUCGAAAUGACAUAUUUAUAAAGCGCUGAUAACAUGUAGAACUCGACGGCAUCAUGUUCGCGUCGUUCAGGAGCCACAAGCUGCAGUCGUCCGGUUGCUGUCAUUAGCAGCGACCUGUUGUCAAAAUAGAAGAAAAUGCGUUUUAGCGUAGUGUUCUCUGUUUUCUAGCCAAAACGGUUUCAAUUUUGACGGGGGGGAAAAAGUGAGAAUACGUUCGCUGUGUAAUGGCAAACCAACCUGGCCGCUAGCUUUUCCCUCAGCGUCUCCAAGCCGUGACAGCUAACUGGCUAGCUAGCUAGCUAACUAGCUAGCUAGCCAGCCUUGUUUACCACCAUGGACAGGGAGGCGUACCGUAACUGCAGCAGCCUGGUCAAAAUACCCAGGCAGACGUAUGAGCAGUUUUGGUCUUCACAUUUUGUAGAUUACAUCGACAAGGAGCUGAGCUAUUCCAAGUUUUUCAAGAAGUACUUGCUUCCCAAUCACCCGUGUAUGUUUUCCAGAAGGUUCACAGAGGAGUGGAAGUGUAGGAGACAGUGGGUGACUGAGGAGGGGAAACCGAACUUCCAGAAACUGCUGCAGGAAUUUGACGAGACUCCUGUUCCUGUUGCAAACUGCAACGCAAAGGAAUACAAUGCCAACCCCAAGCAAGUCAUGCCUUUCAAAGAGUUUAUACACUACUGGAAGGAAUACAUCCAGAAUGGACACUCAUCACCCAAAGGAUGCCUCUAUCUUAAAGACUGGCACAUGUCAAGGGACUUUCCAGAACAUAAUGUUUACACCACUCCGGUCUUCUUUUCUUCUGACUGGCUGAAUGAAUACUGGGAUACACUUGAAGUGGACGACUACCGGUUUGUCUACAUGGGACCGAAAGGCUCAUGGACCCCGUUCCACGCCGACGUGUUCCGCUCCUACAGCUGGUCUGCAAACAUCUGUGGCAGGAAGAAGUGGCUCCUGUAUCCUCCAGGUCAGGAGGACUUUUUACGAGAUACUCACGGCAACCUCCCGUACGACAUCACGUCAGCUGAACUGAGAGACAGAGGCCUUUUUCCGCACUCCGAAGAAGCCUGUCAGCCUCUUGAAAUAAUUCAAGAGGCUGGUGAAAUCAUUUUCGUGCCCAGCGGCUGGCAUCAUCAAGUUUAUAAUCUGGAAGAUACCAUCUCUAUUAACCAUAAUUGGCUGAAUGGCUGCAACAUUGACAUAAUGUGGCAGUUCCUUCAGAAUGAGCUGUCGUCUGUUCAGAAGGAGAUAGAUGAGUGGAGGAACACGAUGGAUUCAUGGCAUCAGCACUGCCAGGUCAUCAUGAAGGCCUGCUCUGGUAUAGACUACGGGGAAUUUGCCUCCUUCCUGAAAAUCAUCGCCGACAACCGAAUGGCUUUCCUGAAUGCCUGUUCCUCUGGGGAUCCCUCCGAGUACUCACGGCAUCUCUCAGAGACCCUCACCACGCUCGGACCUUACCACGCUGCCUUUGACCUACAAAGAGUGGCUCACAUAAUCGAAUGUCUCCUGUGCAAUGAAGACUUUAAGCGGCUCGAUCACUCGACGUUGACUUUGCAGCCGGAAACCAUGUUACAGCAAAUUCGAGACACGAUUCAAUCCACAAGAGGGCAGCAUCUCCUUUACCAGGAGUAAUCUGUUCAGUGUCUCAACUAUUACAUCCACCUGGAAAUAGCUUGAAUGAAAAGUGCCAAUUUGUUCUGGUGCAAAAUAAAAAGACGAUUGUAUGUGUUGAGAUGAGUUGUAAUCUCAAAUGUUGCUUUUGAAUGUCUGAAGAUUGUUUUUGCACUGAAAGAUAAAAAGGAUAAAUAAACACAUAAAUAUA
Messenger RNA from Stegastes partitus (bicolor damselfish), 1888 nucleotides. It is a transcript of the gene jmjd4, whose product is annotated as jumonji domain containing 4. NCBI's taxonomy places the organism in Eukaryota, Metazoa, Chordata, Actinopteri, Pomacentridae. Gene Ontology annotation, biological process: protein hydroxylation; positive regulation of translational termination. The transcript has 6 exons. Gene Ontology annotation, molecular function: 2-oxoglutarate-dependent dioxygenase activity; sequence-specific DNA binding. The record is from RefSeq and is a predicted model, not a curated record. Bases 403 to 1698 code for a protein of 431 amino acids. Gene Ontology annotation, cellular component: cytoplasm; nucleus.